UUAUACAAGGCCCCCACGAUGCAGUGAGAUUCCUCCAACUAGGUUAUGCACUCUUGGAAGUGGCGCUCUGGAUCGAAACCAGCUCGCCUUUCAUCUGCCGUGUUCUAAAAACAGACCUUGUCUCGCUGGUCCGGUACUGCUGCAAGAGAUAAUCGCUUCAUGGAUUAGAGCUCGUUGCGAGAUCGCUCUGGACUGCUGAGAGAACCAUGCGGUGUAAUAAUCGAGUUCUGCGCGGAGACAAGAUACUGGAAGGCCUUAGCAAAAAUCGCUGACCUAUAGCGUAAGAUAUGGACUUUGAACCAUGAAAGUAUAUCAUCGUGUAUCGUAAACACCAUUGCCUACGAAUUCCAAUUCCAUAGCCUUUACUUGUACUUGAGUUUGAUACGCUUGUGCACAAUGACUACUCAACGAAACAAAUACGUUCUCAUCACCGGGUGCGGCGAGGGCGGUAUUGGUCACGCUCUCGCGAAGCACUUUGUCAAAAAUGGCUGCGUCGUCAUUGCGACACUUCUCCCCCAGGAGGGAAGAAAGCACUUGGACCAUCCCCAGAUCCAUGUAGUAGAUCUCAAUGUCACCAACGAGGAGGAGAUGCUGCCGUUCAAGAAGCAAGUCGAGAGCAUUACAGACGGCAACCUCGAUGUCCUGGUCAACAACGCCGGCAUAUGUUACACCAUGACGGCGGCCGAUACAGAUGUGCGGCAGGUGGAAAGGAUGUUCGCAGUGAACGUGUUUGGACCAAUGCGCAUGGUUCAUCACUUUCACAAGAUGAUCGUCCAUGCCCGAGGCGCCAUUGUCAACAUCGGGUCAAUCGGCGGCGUGUGCCCGUAUAUCUUCGGGGCCUCGUACAAUGCAACUAAGGCCGCGCUGCAUCACUACGGCAACACGUUGCGCGUUGAGAUGAAGCCUUUCGGUGUACGGGUAGUAAACAUCAUUUCAGGAGAGGUUUCUACGAACAUUCUCAAGAGUGAUGUGCGUGACAGUCGUGCGUUGCCAGAUAAUUCGAUCUAUGCUCCCAUAGCAGACAUUUUCAAAGCUCAUGUCAAUAGAACGCCCAAUACCAUGACUCCGGAUGAGUACGCCAGGGGAGUCGUGGCCACGGUCCUGACGCCGUCACCACCUGCGUGGUUCUGGCACGGGAACUCAACACUGCUGGUGAGGAUGCUGGAUACGUUUCUCCCCCGCACAACCUUCGAUUGGCUCUUCUACAGGUGGUUUAACCUGAAGACACUCGAAGGUAGCUUUAAGGAAGGCUGAGGAGAUUAAGCUUUGAGCCGACCAAUAUAGGUAGUGUUUUCGUAAAAGAUGAUGGCCAAUCAUAAGGUAUCAGAUAACUAAACCCCACCUAAUCGUGUUGAUCUACACUUGGAUUUUAUGUUCCCGUUGAAGGAGCAAAAGGAGGGCACAUAUGCCUAACCUGUAUGUAUUGUAGCUAACUCUGGUC
Pseudomassariella vexata is the source of this 1441-nucleotide messenger RNA. Its product is annotated as short chain dehydrogenase. Gene Ontology annotation, molecular function: triacylglycerol lipase activity; acylglycerone-phosphate reductase (NADP+) activity. Gene Ontology annotation, biological process: triglyceride catabolic process; phosphatidic acid biosynthetic process. Lineage: Eukaryota; Fungi; Ascomycota; Sordariomycetes; Amphisphaeriales; Pseudomassariaceae. Gene Ontology annotation, cellular component: lipid droplet; endoplasmic reticulum. Bases 397 to 1254 code for a protein of 285 amino acids. The record is from RefSeq and is a predicted model, not a curated record. The transcript has 8 exons.